UUAUUAAAAGUAAUACAUAGUAUUUAAUAAUAAAAAUUAAUUAUAAACAUUUUUAUAAUUAAGUACUACAUAAUUACAUAUUUAGCUUAAUACGAGAGGUAUUUUUUCUCUCGUUCUCUCAAUAAUUUUUUUUACUAACCUCACUCUUGUGUUGUUGGUAAGAGGCAAUCUAAAUGAUAAUAAAAAAAUAGAAAUUUUAUAAAAAUUUUUCAACAGAGAAAGCAAAAAUGAUUUCAAGAUUCUUUUGUAAUGCUUUAAAGAGCAAGUUAACGCAGGGUAGUGGGCAUAAUUUAAUUAAUUUACCAAAGUCAUUUGUAAAUGACAUAAAAUGUAUUCAACCUCAUUCUCUUAUCAAUCAUUCUGCAAUUCAACAUCCACGUUUCAACUCGACACUUAUUUCGUCGAUGCAUUUUCCCAUAAAAACUAACAGUAGUUGGUCUAAAUCGACAACUACUCUUCCCAUUUUUAAUUCUGUAAAUACAAAUCUAAAAUUGCAGUCACCAGCCCGAGGUAUUAUUAGAUACAAUAGAAGUCGUGGAAAACGCGGAAUAGUGAGAACAGUGUUAAAACGUUUUUUCCGAUUAAACUGGGGUAUAUGGAUCAGGACCAGAUCUGCAAGGCAUAGAAAAAUAUGGACAAAGAAGCAGGCGAGAAUCAAACGUUUACGUCGGCAUGUAUUUACUAAUGCUUCUCAGUCAUGGAUGCUGGAUAAAAUGGUAUCACCAUAUUUUAGAAAACCAAAGUAUUGGGUGGAUGAUCCUUACAAUCCUUACCAUUCACGAGAGAAUUUUUGGACAACUAGAACAAAACCACUGCCUUAAUUUGAAUAAUCUGUAAUUAGAAAUUUUGUUCAAACUUUUUAUGGCAAAAUGGGAUGGAUCGUUUUGAUUAAAUACUAUCACUAGUUUA
This is a messenger RNA of Cotesia glomerata, 909 nucleotides long. RefSeq names its product 39S ribosomal protein L35, mitochondrial (gene mRpL35). Bases 228 to 821 code for a protein of 197 amino acids. NCBI's taxonomy places the organism in Eukaryota, Metazoa, Arthropoda, Insecta, Hymenoptera, Braconidae. The record is from RefSeq and is a predicted model, not a curated record. Gene Ontology annotation, molecular function: structural constituent of ribosome. Gene Ontology annotation, cellular component: mitochondrion; ribosome. The transcript is spliced from 4 exons. Gene Ontology annotation, biological process: translation.